Molecule: messenger RNA, 6894 nt
Organism: Dalotia coriaria
Lineage: Eukaryota; Metazoa; Arthropoda; Insecta; Coleoptera; Staphylinidae
Gene: tutl
Product: immunoglobulin superfamily member turtle
Exons: 12
Coding region: 514-4224 (1236 amino acids)
Biological process (GO): cell-cell adhesion
Molecular function (GO): protein binding
Source: RefSeq, a predicted model, not a curated record
ACAUGGAGGAAUCGCGCGCGCAGCUGCGAACAGAACGCGGUUGUGCAGAAACUAACCCGGCCCGCACGACGAUUCUGACGCUGUGCCUGUGCGAUCGCUUUGCUUCUCCCUCGUGUACCCCGUGUUUUUAUCGUUGUUACAUUGUUCCGCAUUUUUAAUAUGAAUUACUAAUAAUUACUAAAUUCCCGCCGACAUAUUCACAGUGUUGUGUUUGGUAGUGCGUUAAAUAUCGUGACUUAGUCCAGCUUACUUAUUAAAUUUGCCGUGAGUGUACAACGAAAGCCAGCGUAGCAUGAUUUCAGUUAUCAUCGAUUUCCCUUUUUUACGAUACCAAGUGUAGAGUCUACGUGCACAUUUCUCUCAUCGUAUCAUAUUAGGAACUAAAAUAUCACAACUACACAACGGCAUUUUAGGAGGGAUAUUGAAUAACUGUCUAAAUCAACCUGAAAGCUAUCGUUGUAUAAGCAGGACCCGCCAUGAAGAUGCGCUAGCUAGAGGUAUGGGACCGACGGAAUGGGUAUGUGUACUGACCCAGGGGUCAAGUCUCGUCCACUGACAGGCACUGCAGUAACACUGCUGAUUUUUGCCUUCCUCGCUUCUCAAGCGCUUGAAGGUUUGUGUUUCCAAGAUGCUGUGCACAUUACAGCAAUAUUGGGUGAGUCCGUGGUGUUCAACUGCCACGUGGAGUUUCCAGAAGGACACCCAGUGCCCUAUGUGUUACAAUGGGAGAAGAAGGUAGGCGAAACGGGCCAGGACAUCCCAAUCUACAUAUGGUAUGAAAGUUAUCCCACACACAGCGGUCCAGGUUAUGAAGGUCGUGUGUCCAGAGUUCCAGCUGACUCGCCAUACGGUGCGGCAUCGCUCAACCUGACCGACAUACGAGAAUCGGAUCAGGGAUGGUACGAAUGUAAGGUGGUGUUCCUCAACCGAUCCCCAAAUGGCAAUAAGAAGAACGGAACCUGGUUCCACUUGGACGUACAUGCGCCGCCGCGCUUUAUAGUCACGCCGGAAGAUGUAAUCUAUGUUAAUUUGGGGGACGCCAUAAUACUCAAUUGUCAGGCGGAAGGAACUCCAACGCCCGAGAUAUUGUGGUAUAAAGAUGCUAAUCCUGUAGAACCUUCUGGUAGCAUAGGAAUUUUUAAUGAUGGUACUGAGUUGCGAAUAUCCAACAUUCAUCAUGAGGAUAUUGGCGACUACACAUGCAUCGCGCGGAAUGGUGAAGGUCAGAUCUCACACACGGCUCGUGUCAUUAUUGCCGGCGGAGCGGUUAUCAUGGUACCGCCGACUAAUCAGACGAAGCUCGAAGGGGAGAAGGUGCAAUUUAACUGCGAAGCCAAGGCUCUGCCCGGAAACGUCACCGUCAAGUGGUAUCGUGAGGGCGCCCCUGUUAAAGAAGUUGCUUCAUUAGAAACGCGUGUUACUAUUCGGCGUGACGGCUCUCUAGUCGUGAAUCCUGUCAGCGCCGACGAUAGCGGGCAAUAUCUAUGCGAAGUCAGCAACGGAAUUGGCGAGCCGCAAUCGGCCUCUGCCUACCUGAACGUGGAAUAUCCGGCGAAAGUUACAUUCACGCCGACCAUUCAAUACUUGCCUUUCCGUUUAGCAGGUGUAGUGCAAUGCUAUAUCAAAGCCAAUCCUCCCCUACAAUACGUUACGUGGACCAAAGACAAGCGACUAUUGGAACCCUAUCAAACGAAGGACAUCGUCAUUAUGAAUAAUGGCUCCUUGUUGUUUACGCGAGUAAAUCAAAACCAUCAAGGCAGGUACACGUGUACACCGUAUAAUGCUCAGGGUACGCAAGGGUCGUCGGGUCCCAUGGAGGUACUGGUACGCAAACCACCCGUGUUUACCAUCGAACCCGAGAAUAUGUAUCAACGCAAAGUUGGCGAGACAGUCGAGAUGCAUUGUGAUGCACAGGAGGCCGAAGGCACGCAGAAACCUAACAUCGAGUGGCAGCGUCGUGAUGGUACACCGUUACAGAAAAAUCGUGUUCGUACCACCGGCGGUAACAUAACUGUCGAAUCGCUGCGGCGUUCCGAUUUUGGGUUUUAUCAGUGCGUCGCGUCCAACGAAGUUGCAACCAUCGUGGCUACUACACAAUUGGUGGUGGAAGGCACUCAGCCACAUGCGCCGUAUAAUUUAACUGGUACUGCGUCAGAAUUUGCUGUAACACUAGGAUGGCUACCUGGAUAUAGUGGUGGGCCGGAUUAUAAGCAGGAUUACACGAUAUGGUAUCGAGAAGCUGGGGUCACCGAAUGGUCGACAAUACCCGUGACACCCUCGGGAAGCACUCAGGUUACUAUCAAUCGAUUAGCGCCAGGCACAACGUACGAGUUCCAGGUGGUUGGCAAGAACGCUUUAGGUGAUGGUAUGAUGAGUCAGAUAAUCACCGUUCGAACAUUGGAUGUUUUAGAUUAUAGUAUUGUUAUUUUACCGACGGAUUCGACUGGUGCCGUUUAUGUUCCUCCAGUUUUGAAGCCGAAAGGACCUAAACCUGGCAUACCUAGAAAUUUAACAGUGACCGAAAUUGCAAAUGGCUUUAUGAUCAGUUGGCAAGCGCCCAUUGAACGAGCCAAUCUCAUACAGUACUAUACAAUUAAGUAUCGCACGGACGGGCCUUGGAAGAAUUUAAAUAAGAAUUCAAUCCGACCAGUAGAUACGAAUUAUUUGGUUAAGAAUUUGGUUGGCGGUCGAACUUACUACUUCAGAAUUUUGGCGAACUCGUUGAAAAGCUACGAGAGCAGCGAAGAGGUCAAGUUCCCGGUGCCUGCCCGUGUUAAGCACAAAGCCAUAACAGCCGGCGUUGUCGGUGGCAUUCUUUUUUUUAUCGUAGCUAUAAUAUUAUCAGUUUGCGCCGUCAAAAUAUGCAACAAACGCAAACGGCGGAAACAAGAAAAAGCUUACAACAUGGUAGCAUGCCGUAUAACGGAUUCCAGAAAUGGCGGUGGUACAACGGAAAGUCAAGUGCCUUUGAAAAAACUUAGAAAAGGCCGAAUACCAGGUGUAAGGGCGAUGCACUUCGUGUUUAACUGGGUAUGGCCAAGAGACCGCUGCCGCUCGGGUAGUAGUAUCAGUUGGCACUCGGAAUAUUUGCAAGCACCAUCCAAGUCAUUGGCUCGAAUAUCGCGAACAGCCGACGGCCGGUUUGUCCUGGGGGAUGCGUCACUGCGAGCCGACAGUAUUUCGAAUUUAUCCAGCAGUGACGAUGGCGGAUUCCUGUCACGACGGUCCACGCUACUAAACAGAGCCUCCUGGCGGAAGCCCCUCAUCGGAUAUCCGAGCGAGCUGAGCUUGAGAUCGGAUGCAUCGGGUGAGAGUGCUAGAGUCUUAGCGCGGUUCAUUGCUGGCAAUCAUCCGCACUAUCCAAUGAAGCCAAUACCGACAAUCUACCACCCGCAGCAGAUUCAAUCCAGUUCGCCCGCCGCCUCCAGCGCUCUGUUGCUCUCACCAUGGACGCCAAUGUAUUUCAGUGAUCUCAGUUCUGUGCGCCACCCGAGCAGUGCGGAACGCUCCUAUCCCACUCCCCCGGGUUUCGUGCAGUUGCGCUCAGUGCAUGAAAGAUACUCGCAGGAGUUGCCCAGUCUGCGAGCCAUCCACGAGGAAUCGCAAGGCUUCAUACCGGUGCACCCGAUUCGCGACAGCCCCCGCAUCCGUAUGCCCACCGCGUAUUCGCGAUCGCGCGCCCGCUUGCUGCCAAGGCAUGCGCGAAUUGCUCGCAGCGCUCCCGAGCUGGGAUCGCCUGACAACCUGGAUCGCUCUCCCGAGAGUCGCUCCAGCAGCAGCGGCUUUGGCAGCAAGAAUACAUCACAGCAAAACCAGAGCUCACAGAGCGGCAGCACGUUUACCGACUGGCGGCUGCCGCCAUACCGACCUCCGCCACCACCGCCGUGCACCCUACCUCCGCCGCCACCGUUAGUCGGGCACUGGCUGGAAUUGAUGUCAACGUCACCAUCGACAUCCGAACAUCUGAAGGCAGUCGACGUGGGCAGCGUGGAUGGACACUACGAAUUUGAUCCUUCAACCCCGACGCCCACGCCGAGCACGCCGACAGGACCAAGAGAGAUGGAUUUGGAAGCACCGACGUUCCGUAAGUCGUAUGGCACGCCGCGCAGUAUGCGCUAUGACAACAUCGACGCUCGCGUUCAGGCCAUGAAGGAGGAAUUUAAUGAGUUUCGUAAACGGCAGGCCAAGCGACGCAUCAGCCACGAAUUGGAGAGCGCGUGCUAGAUACAAUAAUGUGGCCCCCUAAUUCACAAAUUAUGAACUUUGUGCGCAAACUGUUCUUAGUGUGAUUGACAUGUUCUAAAUUAUCAAAAAUAAUUACACAAAGAAUUACUAAAUAAUCAAGACUUCAACCAAAUAAAAUUAUGACAAGAAAAUAGAUUUGGUAAUUAUUAUACGAACGGGCUGCUCGGUUAAUAAUUCUUAUAUUAUACAUGCCACUUAAUUUGUUUCUACUAUAGAGAUAAAAGAGUAACGUAUAAAAUAAGUUAAUACAUACAAACAUUACGUAAGUGAAUAAAACUUACUUAAAACGGCUCAAACAAUUGUUGUAAUAUUGAGAACUGAUCAUACAUUUUAAUAAAACAAAAAUUUUAUAAAUCGAUCUACAUGCGCAACACGUUGAAGCAGCUGACACAAUUUCAUUGAGAAAAAUCUAACCACACCGAAAGGACGGAAACGACUUCGAAUACAUAACAUUCUGAAACGACGGCAAUGCGAAUCCCAUUUUACAUAUAAAAAACACAAAAAAUCUAAAAAUUUCCAAGCAAUAUUUUCUACUAGGACCUAGUUAAGUUGAAAAUAUAUUGAACGGUGCCUUUACACCUUUAUCUUCAUAAUUUCAAGAGUCAAUAUAUUACAAUGGAGUGAACAUGAACAACACGAGCAAUGGUUAUUUCUUUCCGGGUUGUGUCGGCUGGCAUCAGCACACUGCGCAUCAAUUUCGCUCGCGAAUUGGCCGAUCGAGCCGUGAAUAGUAAAUCUGCCCGAUUUUCACUGCACGAAUAUCUACGCCAUUGGCAGGCCGAAAUUACAAUGCGUACACACGUUUAUGCCCAUCGGAAUUAUCGAGAUGCAUAUUAAGAUACACAAAAUACAAUACAAAAUAUAAUAAAUUCUAACGCUUUAGCGCGCGGCCAGUUUAAGUCGCGACCAACUCACCAGGCUGUUGCGUAAAUAACUUAUAAAAUAGAUGUUUAGUUAGGGAUUGUAACUCUAAGUGAAAUGGAUACAACAAAACGAUGUCAUUUUUUGAAUGUACCUUCUGUGCUCAACGGUACAAAACACUCCACGAAUACACGAAUACACACUCAUAGGCCUCCUUUUUGAGUGUCCACUUUUUGAAGACUAAGUAAAAAUACAAAACUAAAAUAAUAAACUAUUUGAGAAAAGGAGGAACUAAUUGGUAACAGCGCAAGUAAACGUGUCAAGCAUUCUAUAACAUCUCAAAACAACAAAAAAAAACAUGGAGGUAAUGAAUGUAACUAAACGGUCAGAAUGAGAUUGGUCAGCACAUUGUCUAAUAGUGUAUAUACAAAUUCGUAUAAAUUAAUUUAUGCCCAAUGGUGAACUCCUUAUCGAAAGGAUCCAAUGAUAAGUUUUUGAAAAAACACGAAUAUAAUGCGUAAACGUUUUGUUUUCUUCGAUCUGAUACUAAUGCUGGAUUGAAUAAAACAAACAAUAAGUGAUAUUUUCUUUUAGUACAAUUAGAUUUAAGUUAUACGUGUGAAAUGGGUUAUACAUGUGGAAUUGGGUGCUAGGAUCGAAUAAAGGUAACUGUUAUCAGAUGCAUGUACCAUUUAUCUGAUAUAAGUUUCGAAAUGAUUUGAGGAUUUUAAUCAUUUGGUUGCUUUGUUCGAAGCGGGAGACUUGGAAACAAAUCUAAUAUGAUAUAUGAUGAUAUAUAAUGACAUAAAAUUGUAAUUAUACUUAUAUAUUACGAUGAAAUGAAAUUCUAAGAUUUUUUUAUAAUAUAUAAAGAGAAGUAAAUGAAUCAGAUUUCUGAGGAGCCAUCUUGUCUUGCCUUGUUUAACGUUAAAUUUAACGCAUAUUUAUUGGAUGCUGUGGAGGUGAGAAAUUGAUUACGAUUGUUGAUUACGAAUAACUGGUUAGUGAAAUAAUUAUAUCCAAAAACUAUGUUUACAUCAAAAAUUGCUUUGAUUUUUAUUUGUGUUCAAGUCUGACUUAAUUUAUUUUUACGUCUCGUACAAAUUAGUUUAUGUAAUGCAAAGCGAUGGGAAAUGUGUUGACUUUUUAUUAUAAAUAAUUCUUACUGAAUAAACCCGUUCAAUAUAACACACGCACUCCCACAUACAUGAUAACUGACGAAAGGGAAGUAAUCACACGUGAAAUCUUGUAUGUCUUUAUUAAUAAUUCAGGCAUCUGUUAUUUUCUCCAAAAAUCAUAAGCAUAAGCAUAAAUCUAGAUAAAAAAAAAACAAAAACAUUUCUAAUGUACUUUCGAAAACCAGAAGGAAGUAAAUACUUAAUGAAAAUAACAAAUACAUAAUUAUCACCUUCCUCACGAAAAAAAUAAGAUAUUAAAUUAUAUAAAUGAAUACUCUACGAUCAUAGAUAAUUAUUCAUAUUAAUUAUUAAUAUUAAUAUGAUUGUACAAUAUAUAUUGCAAUUAAAGAUACCUUGAAGAUACGAGGAGGUGCAUAAACGAAUCCACCCGAUAUUGGUUGAUUUGCAGAAGUAAUGUACUUAUGUAUGAUGGUGACAAACUACAGCACAUUUGAUUCAAUUGAAAAUUUAUAAUAUAUAGUUAAGAAUAUAAAUAUACAUUAUUCGAAACUAAAUAAAUUAUAUUAUUUCAGAGCACACACAUUUAUGCGAAUUUAGAAUUAUUAUAUUAUAUUGUAGCAAAUAAACUAUAAAAAAAUGAAACAUGAAA